Molecule: messenger RNA, 530 nt
Organism: Solenopsis invicta (red fire ant)
Lineage: Eukaryota; Metazoa; Arthropoda; Insecta; Hymenoptera; Formicidae
Exons: 2
Coding region: 18-437 (139 amino acids)
Source: RefSeq, a predicted model, not a curated record
CUACGAGUGGGAGGACGAUGGGCGUCGCUCCAUGCUUCAGAUAUGCGAGUUUGAGGCCUAACAUGUUCGGACGUGCUUAUUGUUACCGGACAUCAAUAUUUUUUAUUAUUAACUGUUAUUUUAUUUUAAUCGCAAUGAGCGCAAUAAACAGUGCCGAAUGGUAUGCGCUCGUAAAAUAUAAAAGUGAUAAUACUACUGAGAUAGUGCCACUGUGCAAAAUUAAAGUAAAAGUGGGUAAAGGUUUACGAAUACCAUUCAAACCAAAAUCAUUGACAGAUUUUGAUAAAACGGCUUUUUAUGCUGUAAACACUGCGCGUGGCAGCAACGAUGGGAAAGAGCAUAAAUGGUAUGCUUUAAUCGGCUUACUUGCUGAUUCUCGAGAGGCAUUAGAACAUACCAUGAAUGUUAAGAGAAUUAGUUGGCCUAACAUGUAUUAACAUGAUGAAUCAUCAGAACCAAACACAACUGAUGAUGCAUUAGAGCGAGCAAGACCAUGUAAUUUUAUUAUUGCUAGUAAUCGUGAUUCCAUU